Messenger RNA from Vanessa atalanta (red admiral), 1438 nucleotides. RefSeq names its product 4'-phosphopantetheine phosphatase. Gene Ontology annotation, biological process: coenzyme A biosynthetic process. Gene Ontology annotation, molecular function: pantothenate kinase activity; ATP binding. Gene Ontology annotation, cellular component: nucleus; cytosol. Lineage: Eukaryota; Metazoa; Arthropoda; Insecta; Lepidoptera; Nymphalidae. The coding region runs from base 190 to 1266 and encodes 358 amino acids. The record is from RefSeq and is a predicted model, not a curated record. The transcript is spliced from 5 exons.
UAAUAUUAUGUUUGUUAUUAUGUGUAAUAUAUAAUUGUCAUUGUCUCGAAACAGACAUAAUUUGAAAGAUAAGAUAAAAACGUCUAUCAUUAUAUUAGCAUAUUGAUAAAACAUUACAAUGGGAUAGUACAAUAGUAAAUAAAAUAAUUGUAGUGUUCUUAAAUAGUAACGUUCUUAGUGUAAUAAUUCAUGAUGGAACAUUUUGGCUUAUCUCAUAUUCUAUAUGAGCCAGAUAAAUAUAGUCCAGAUACUUUGGACCUAUUAGCCGACGAAGAAGCGAGGGAAUAUUGGCUUAACACCUGUGAAAAGCUCGUGGAAAAAUACGUUAAUUUUGCUCUAUCAAAUACAGAAGAUCCCACAGUUGAAAUAAGAGCUUUAAAAUUUAAGACUUGUUAUGUAGAGGCAUUAAAAGAGCUUAGAAUUAAUCCACUUGCACAUGGGCAAUUGACUAUCCGAUUGCUUCUUGACGUCAACGAAACAUGCCUUCGUUCUCAGGGUUUUUUUGACUUAUGGAAACAACAAAAGCUGUAUGAAAAUGAAGCUGCUUUAUCAAGCCUUGCAGGAAGAUUAGCAGAAAUUGAUGGUUUGGCUGAUGACCGGCAAAGGUGGACUGAGUUGUGUAGAGGUGUUCUUGCUGGUAAUAUGUUUGAUUGGGGUGCACAAGCUGUAACAUCAAUUUUAAAUUGUGGACUUUAUGAAGCUUUGCAGAAAAUACAAAAAAGGCCAUGGUUAUAUGAUGGCUUAGAGAAAUGGAUAGAUAAAUUAGAGAAAACUGUUCACCACUGUGCUGCUAUUUUUGUAGAUAACAGUGGUGUGGACAUUGUGCUUGGUAUUUUGCCAUUUGUAAGAGGUUUACUGUUGAGGGGUACAUCAGUUAUUUUGUGUGCUAAUGAAUGGCCAGCUUUAAAUGAUGUUACUAAUGUUGAACUGGAGGAGGUACUUCAACGUGCAUCAUUAAUUUGCCCUAUCCUUGCUGCUGCAAUGGCUACGGGAGAUUUAGUAGUUAGAUCUAGUGGACAAAGAGGCCCUUGUCUCGAUCUUAGAACUAUCAGUGUAGGACUUUGCUCUGAAAUGAAGAUGCGAGGAGUAGAUUUAAUUAUUUUAGAAGGUAUGGGAAGAGCCCUACAUACAAACUUAAAUGCUCGUCUUGCUGUGGACUCCCUUAAGUUAGCUGUAGUAAAAAAUGCAUGGCUAGCACAGCGUCUAGGUGGUCCACUAUUUUCAGUUAUUUUUAUCUACGAAGACAAGCCUUCAGAAACAAAUUAAAUUUAUAAUUAUGAAUCUAAUACAGUAUUCUUUCAUAAAAAGCAGUCACUGUUCUAUUAUUAACUUUCAAUAGAUAUUAAUUACUCUUUGUAAAUUAAACAUUCACAUUUUAGAAUGUUUCAUGUUAAUGUCCUAUGGCAUUUUUUGGAAUAUAUUGAGUGUUACCCUGAAA